ACGAAGUGUAUAUGACGCUCAGUUCAGCCCUUUGUUAAUGUUUUCAUGUGCGACUGUGUGUAUUAGACAGUCAUAACGACGCGAGUACAGUGCCAUUUAAAGACAAAAACAGCUGAAGCGAAUUUAGCGGUUUAAUUAUCAGCCACGUAUUUUCUGUCCUGCGUGUUUCAAGCUCAGGCGCGCGACCGCAUAACGCGUACGAACGUUGGAGGAGCGCUCGUGUGUUCUUGUCUCUGACCAGCAGGUGUUUGCUUUUGCUGUGUUUGACAGCCAUCCAGAGUGGUCAGGCUGCAGUACAGGUAAGAGUAAUUUACUUUACAUCAGUUUAUACACCAACAACAACUUGUCCAGGAAGUCAGCUGAGAGGAUGUGAUAUGUGAAAUCUCAAAAGCUGUAUUUUGAAAAUAACAUUAUUCAUAUAUUUGAUUGACUAGCUAAUAUAAAUGUUUUAUUUUUUAUAUGUGUUACAACUUUGUCCAGCAUCCAUCUAUUGUGAGCAGUCAGUGUCCACUUGAGGAAUUGCUAUAUGUUUUUUUUGUUUUUGUUUUUUUUGUUGUUGUUUUUUGUUUGUUUGUUUUUUGCAUUUAAAAACAUCACUAUAGCAUCUGGCCCACUCAUGUCUUGUCAGCUGGUGGUAUUUCCCCUUUGCCUGGGGCAGGUAAAAAGAACAUGGCACUGUUGAACUACUACAUAGGUCUAAACUGUGUGCCCAAUGGAUUUGAAUGUAUUGAAGCUAGUUGUUAUUGUACAAAGCCCUCCCAGUUCAGGAAUUUAAGGUAUGCUGUGCAGAGAAAUUGUUCCAAUGAGCAUGUGAUUAAUAAACCCCUUCUGAAAGGAUUAGAGGCACUUUUCUCUGAGGUACCUUGUAAUGGCUUGACAAGCGUUCCUCUCCCCCAAGUAACUGCUAGUGGCAUCCAUGCUGUUUUGAGUCUGCCCAUUCAGGAUUAUGCAGUGAGCAUGUGCCUUCCUACCACCAUGCAAAAUAUACAAAGGAACAGCAUUGUGGACUUAGGUCCCACUGACAUCUGCCAGACAGCUUUUGUCCAGCUGUGUCUGCCACUGGAGUUGUGGUAGUAAGAGAAAAGGGGUGAAGGAGAGAAGAAGAGAGAUGCUAGGCCGAGGACAUCUCACAUACAUGCAUGGAUAAGCACCAGGUGGUGGGGGUGCUCCGUCAGAUGGAGAAGUUUCUGAAAGGCCAGGAGAUGCGGUUUACAGAGGGCCUCAGGAUCAUGAAGUCAAAGCUGGCGACGCUUCAGAACUCUGUCUCUAAGUUGCCGCAAGCAGACCAGUCAGCUGCUCCCACCACCUGCCCCUCUCUGGAAGCCCCCGCUCAUGGAACCAAGUUUGGCUCAAAGUAUUUUGUAGGACAUGAGGUCCAUUUUACUUGUUCACAGGGCUACCAUCUUGUUGGUUCUGCCACUCGUGUUUGCCGGGACAAUGGCACCUGGACUGGCAUCAGUGCCAUCUGUAAAGAUAUAAGUGAGUGUGCAAGCAAUCCCUGCCAAAAUGGAGGUACCUGUGUGGAAGGUAUUAACCAGUACAAAUGCACCUGCCCACAGAGCUGGAGUGGCUCUCACUGCCAGCACCAAACCCAGACAGCCCCACCUGAGUGGAGUGUUAUGAAUGACCCAGCAUUCAGCCGCAGACCUCGCUGUGCUCAGGUGAACCGAGCCCAACACUGCAGCUGUGAUGCGGGCUUUCACAUGAGUGGCACCUCUGACAACAGUAUCUGUCAGGAUGUAAACGAGUGUGAAGUGUACCGGCUGGACCAAGGAGGAAAGCUCUGUGUCCAUGAAUGUGUGAAUGUCCCUGGCUCGUACCACUGCUCUUGCCCCAGUGGCUACAAGUUGCUCUCGGAUGGGCGGAGCUGUGAGGAUGUGGACGAGUGUUUGAGCCAGCAGCACAACUGUAGCCGCGGGACAACUUGUAUCAACACAGGGGGAAGCUUCCAGUGUGUCAGCCCAGAGUGUCCCCGUUCUCAUGGCAACAUCAGCUACGUCAGGACAUCUCCCUUUCAGUGUGAGAGAAACCCCUGCCCCAUGGAUAGCCGCUCCUGCCACCUGGCCCCUAAAACUGUGUCCUUCCACUACCUGUCUCUGCCCUCCAACACGAAGACUCCCGCCACGCUUUUCCGCAUGGCGACUGCCUCUGCCCCAGGGCGCACUGGGCCGGACAGCCUGCGCUUCGGCAUAGUGGGUGGAAACUCCCGAGGAAUCUUUGUCAUGCAGCGUUCAGACAGACAGACCGGUGAGCUCAUCCUGGUCCAGCAACUGCGAGGGCCACAGGAGAUCAGUGUUGAUGUGGACAUGUCCGAGUACAGUGAUCGCACCUUUCAGGCCAAACACGUGGCCAGGGUAAAUGUUCUGGUUUCACCUUAUAACUUUUAAAAGCCAUCUUGUGAAGGAUGGAGACAAGAGAGAGACAUAUGAAGAGGAACGAGGAAGAGUGUUUGAUGGACACUGAGUUUACUGAUCAGAAAUUCAUUUGUCUGAGGAGCUGAAGCCAGAAUGUCUUCAGUGGCCAAUUUACCAAGAGAGUGAGAGAGCGACCACAUAUAUUUAAAAGUUCUGUUAUAAAAAAAAAACAAUACAUGGCAAACACAUGAUAGAUGCUUCUUUAAAUAGUGUCAGUAUGAUCUUUAAAUGAUGUUUGACUGAGUGUCUGUUGCAUGAAUGAAAAUUAGCUAAACAAAAGCAUGAUGAAUGGGUCGGGAGGGAUGUUUCUGUUUGUGUCAUUGCUGUUGCUUUGUGUUUGUAUUAUUAUUAUGUCCAUUAUAGAUGAUGUCUGUGUAGCUCAGGGUCAGGCCCCUGGUCAGUGCUGGGUCACGUUAUGUUGAAAUGUAGUCAGUUACUGUUUACAAAUUACAUGACAAUUUUUGUAAUCAGUAAUGUAAACCAUUGGCUUACAAAAACAGUGUAAUCUAAUCUGGAUACUUUUUUGAUAACUUCAAACUCAAAUCAGAAAAUAUUGCACUUUAUGCAAAAUGUCAAAGCAACAACAUUUCGCAUUACAGUGCAAAAAAAUUAUUUUGAACAUUUGUAUUUUAUUACAAUCAUUUGUUCCUUUUAACUCACUUUAUCUGACCUGGUGAAAGUCAUUAAGAAAAACUAUUAUAAUUAUAUAAAAAUAACCCUCUUACUGAUGGUUGUGUUUUAUUAUGUUGGUCAUACACAGCAUUAAAUCAACUGUUUCAUAACCAUUUACCUUCCUUAUGGUAACUAACUUAUUGGAGAUAUUAUUUCUGGUCUUUACAUUGUAACAUACUGUAUGCAACGUUUAGCUUCCAUCAUAUACUGUAUAUUUGUUAUUUUUUGUACUAGCCUGCCUUUAGGCACCAGUCAUUAUUCUAAGGGAGCUUUUUUUUAACAUUAGAUGCAGUACUGUACCUGGGCAUAUUUCCUCUAUUACUCAUAUUCUGUAUGUUACCCAGAUAUAGUCUUGUUAUAUUGUAAUCACAGAUGAUUUGGCAAGUUUGCCAAUGCACUACAUAAUUUAUCUGGAAUUUUAAUUGUCUACAUAACUGAAAAUAAAGUCAGUCCAACAUUUCA
Acanthopagrus latus (yellowfin seabream) is the source of this 3548-nucleotide messenger RNA. RefSeq names its product fibulin-7. NCBI's taxonomy places the organism in Eukaryota, Metazoa, Chordata, Actinopteri, Spariformes, Sparidae. Gene Ontology annotation, molecular function: calcium ion binding. Bases 1140 to 2387 code for a protein of 415 amino acids. The record is from RefSeq and is a predicted model, not a curated record. The transcript is spliced from 9 exons.